Diabrotica balteata is the source of this 2598-nucleotide messenger RNA. The record is from the annotation of a GenBank genome assembly. NCBI's taxonomy places the organism in Eukaryota, Metazoa, Arthropoda, Insecta, Coleoptera, Chrysomelidae.
CAGAAGUAUAACAAAGUUAGAAAAUGAGUUAAUGGCUAACAAGAACAGUUUUUUAGAAGGCAAAAAGAAAAAUGCUUGUUUUUACGGAAACGACCAAUACUGGGAAAAUUUAAACUUGUACUCUUCCAACAGAAUCCGAAUUCUUUUAUUUAAAGAAUGUCGUUUAAGAGACCGAGAAUUGAUUUAUGACUCCUAUCGUGAAACUAAAGAUGAAAAUGGGUCAUCGAAAGAGGAAAAAAGCAAACUUGAAGAAUUUUCCCAUCUGACAGAAAUGAUUUUUGGUUCUACAGCGAUGAAAUAUCAUGACACUUACUUUAAAAUCCAUGAUGUUUCUUCUCCAGAUCGUUUAAUUUUUACACAAGUAUUUUCUACACCUCUUGUGAAGAAAUUAUCCAACAGUAAAUCUUCGUUAAAUAACUCAACUAAACAUUUUUCCAACAAUUCGCUUCUAGAAUCUUGCAAUUCUUUUGCUAGUUCUGGAUCUGAUCCAUCGUUUGGUUCAAAUUCUGAUUCAUUCUCGUUGAUAAGAAACGCUAACUGGGUAUCUCCAAGUGCCACAAGCACAACAAUUGAUUCAGGAUUCUCAGAAUCCAGCCUUUCCAGAAACUCAUCAUUUACUCAGUACUCUGGAGGCUUGUCAACAAGAAGAAGCACUACCUCUUGUACAUCGUUAGAUACAUUUGGAUCGUUCCUCAGCGAUUCAGAUUCAGCUAGAAAUUUUAGAAUGAACGUGAGCUACUCGAAACUGGGAUUAGCUUUAAUAGUACCCAAGCCUAUAGUAGACAAUAAUGAAGACAACAUGUAUCUACAACAUAUACCAUUGAUCGAAUCCAUACUAUGGCGUGUUCGCCAAUACGUUGAAAUAGCUCUCAACUCUCCACGACUAUUUUUAUCAACUAUGCUUGAAAUAUCUCUUCUCAGCGCUAAAUGGUUAUCGCACGAACUAAAUUUUUGGAUCAAACCAGGGAAUGAACCUCAAAGUAAAUUUUACUUGAACUUUGCUGUCAGUUUAAGAAACAGUCUCAGUAAACUUACGUUUCCAAGCAAUAUAUUUAAGAGUAACGUUAGAGAAGAAAGAUUUGAAAAUUUUUGUCAGGUGUUGGAAAAACUGGAAACCAAAGAAACUAAAUUUUUUAUGAGUACACUUUUGACAGCAAUACUCACUCACCACACCGGCUGGAUAGCCGCAUGCCAUCCAAUUGAAGAAAUUUCAUUAGAUGAUUCAUAUCAUGCCAUUUGGAUUCAACUUACCAACCUAUUUGGAGCCACUGGAUACUUAACAAAAACAUCAAAAACUGUAAUAUACGGUUUGAAAGAUGACGAACUAGUUAAGAAAGUAUUGGACUUUCUAUUAUAUUUUCUGCGAUAUUUUAAAGUACAAAGAAGAUACGUAGAACGUAGUAACGUUGAAGCAGAAAACAGGAUCGUAAAUGAUAUAUUUAAUAGUAUUACCUGUAAUAAUGUAGAGCGCGACACAGUGUCGAAGCCAAAAAGUUUGAGUCGAACAAAAACCAGUAGCUUCAGCCUCUCUACGCUCACAAAUUUCAAUGAAGAAACUAUUGCAAAUGAGACAAAUAAUAAUUUCAUACAAAAACCACAUUUACAAAAUAACCAAAUGGAAAUAGUACAUAAAAAUGAAGAAAGUGGUUUAAAACGAUCGGGUUUAAGCAAGUCAAAGGCUUGUGGAAAUGAUCUUUGUAAACUAAGUGCAUUAGCGGAAGAAACCGGCUUGGAAUUUGGUGGUGAAACUGAUGAAAAUCAUGUCUUGUUUAUUUUGGGCGAUAACGAGAAACUAGAAGACCUAAAAAAGACUAAUGAAGUAAGAAAAACAGAAAGAACAAUAUCAAGUAAUACACUAGAUAUAUCUGAACCUGACAAUGCAGCUAAACUGAAUGUUAUCAAAUUUCCCCUGCCCGAAGAGAAACCUAUUGGUGAUCUAAUAGAAGUGUUACCAACAUCUUUUCUUCCCGACCAUAAUAAUUUAGACGAAUUUGUACCUGAUAAAAUAGUUCAAGGAUUACAUGUUCCAACGACCAAAUGGGAGAGUAUUUUAACUAAUAACCUAUUACUGAAGAAAUCAUGUUUGUUUACAGAUAGAAUAGAAGAAAAUGUGGCUAUUGUAGCAGAUGUUGACUCUUGGGAUGUACAAGUUUUAUCUAGUGUAAGAAAAAGGAUGGCAAAAAGAGAAAUGGGUGGAGAUGUGGAUGCUUCUCCUAUAGUAGCAAGUAUGUUGGAUACUGUGCUGCAGAUGUGGAAACAAAAUAUGUCAAAGGAGCAGUGCUCUACCUUCUUAGAACAUAAACUAACAGAAAUUUGUCUAAAGGCGAAUACGUUAUGCCAAUUUUUGUUAACGACAGACUUUUGUACGAUGGACACUUUGGUCAAAACGCUGAAGAUAAAUCUAGUGGAUGUGCCCCUUUUAAUGGCUGUGGGUUCUCAUAUUAAUCCAAAGGUCUUACAAAAAUACGGGCUGAGCUACCAAUGAGUGAUUUUAUACGUUGUGAAUUUAUUAUUUAUAGGUGUGUUUUUAUUUUAUUUAUUGUAUUUUAUGUGAAUCUCGAAUAAAAUAUUUAUUUAAUAAAAAUAUAAUUUAAGAUA